Molecule: messenger RNA, 3264 nt
Organism: Phalaenopsis equestris
Lineage: Eukaryota; Viridiplantae; Streptophyta; Magnoliopsida; Asparagales; Orchidaceae
Exons: 3
Coding region: 7-3039 (1010 amino acids)
Molecular function (GO): UDP-glycosyltransferase activity
Source: RefSeq, a predicted model, not a curated record
CCCAUCAUGAGCUGCCAAGCUGGUGAUCGUAGCCUAAACGCAAAGCGCCUCCACUUUCUUCUGGUUCCUCUCUUGGCACAGGGCCACUUGAUCCCCAUGGUCGAUCUGGCUAAGCUCCUUGCAGCCCGUGGCAUGCUAGUCACCUUUGCCACUACUCCGGUCAACUUGGCCCGCAUCCAACCUACCGUUGCCUCCAACCUCCCCAUCCGCUUCGUUGAGCUCCCCUUCCCGGCUGCGGAUUUCGGCCUCCCUGAUGGCUGCGAGAGCGCCGAUCUCAUCCCCACUGCAGACCUCUUCAUCCCGUUCAUGAAUUCCUUAACCCACCUCCGCAAGCCGCUCGAGGACCACCUCCGCGUCCCCGACCCAACCGGAUGGCCGAAGCCUGCCUGCCUCAUCUCUGACAACCUUCAACAUUGGACAGCCGAAGUUGCCACCAGUCUUAAAAUUCCCCGUCUCAUCUUCCACGGCCCAUCUUGCCUCUUUCUCUUCUGCGACCGCUUCAUCAAGCAGCAUAAUGCCGAGCUUGAGGCUGCCGUGGACGCAGCGCCGAAUGGAUCCAUCAUGAUUCCGGGCCUUCCGCAUUCCAUUCACAUCAAAAGGCGCGACGUGAUAUCAGUUUUGCGCUCGGAUCCAGGAUGGUCCAAAUAUGUGGAAUCCAUCAGGGUGGCAGAAGAAUCGGCCAAUGGUGUACUUGUCAACAGCUUCGUCGAGCUCGAGCCCUGGUACUUUGACAAGUAUCACGAUAGUACGGGGAAGCCUGUAUGGCCUAUAGGUCCGCUCUCUCUCCAUAAAGAAGAGCUGGAAGUCAAAGCAGAGCGGGGGCGUGUUUCAUCGGUCGACAACAAGGUCCUUUUCCAAUGGCUAGACAAGCAGAAGCCCGGUUCGGUGGUGCUCGUGAGCUUUGGAAGCAUAGCUCGCAGCACAAUGGCCCAGCUCGUGGAGCUGGGUCAUGGGCUGGAAGCAACGCAACGACCGUUUGUUUGGGUGGUGAAGGAAGCAGCGGAGAGGAAGAUUCCGGGAGUGGAGGAGUGGAUGGCAGAGUUCGAGAUGAGGGUGGAGGGGAGAGGAGUUGUGAUAAAGGGGUGGGCGCCACAGACAGUGUUGUUGGGGCAUGUAGCGGUGGGGGGAUUCAUGACGCAUUGCGGGUGGAAUUCGACGUUGGAGGCAGUAGCGGCAGGAGUAGUGAUGGCGACAUGGCCGCACUUCUAUGACCAGUUUUUGAAUGAGCAGCUGGUGGUAGAUGUGCUCAAAAUUGGGGUGGCGGUUGGGGUCAAAGAGCCGAGAUCGUUUGGAGUAGGGGAUCCUUAUGAGGAGGUCGUAAAUGUGAGGAGUGAGGAGGUUGAGAGGGCUGUGGAGAAAUUGAUGGGGGGAGGAGAGGAAGGGGAAGAGAGGAGGGAGAGGGCGAGGGAGCUCGAAAAGAUGGCGAGGAUGGCCAUGGAGGAAGAUGGUUCUUCAUGGAAGGGAUUGCAGGAUGUUAUCAAUUAUGCGUUGGAGUUCCAGGAGUACCUCCAACAGAAGCAUAUCCAUUUAGCGUCACCCACCAUGAGCUGCCAAGCAGGUGAUUGUAGAAUAAAGACAAAGCGCCUCCACUUUCUUCUGGUUCCUCUCUUGGCACAGGGCCACUUGAUCCCCAUGGUCGAUCUGGCUAAGCUCCUUGCAGCCCGUGGCACACUAAUCACCUUUGCCACUACUCCCAUCAACUUGGCCCGCAUCCAACCAACCGUUGCCUCCACCCUUCCCAUCCGCUUCAUUCAGCUCCGCUUCCCGACUGCGGAUUUCGGCCUCCCUGAUGGCUGUGAGAGCGCCGAUCUCAUCCCCUCUGCAGAUCUCUUCCUCCCUUUCAUGAAUGCUUUAUCCCACCUCCGCGAGCCGCUCGAGGACCACCUCCGCGUCCCCGACCAGGACGGAUGGCCGAAGCCCUCCUGCCUCAUCUCUGACAACCUUCAACAUUGGACAGCUGAAGUGGCCACCAGACUUAACAUUCCCCGUUUCAUCUUCCACGGCCCAUCCUGCUUCUUUCUCUUCUUUGACCACUUCAUCAAGCAACAUUAUGUUGAGCUUGUGGCUGCGGUGGAGACAGCGCCGACUGGGUCCAUCAUGAUUCCGAGCCUUCCGCAUCCCAUUCACAUCAGCAAGCACGAGGUCUUAUCGGCUAUGCGCUCGGAUCCAGAUUGGUCCAAAUAUAUGAAAUCCAUCCGGGUGGCAGAAGAAUCUGCUGAUGGUGUACUCGUCAACAGCUUUGUGGAGCUCGAGUCAUGGUAUUUUGACAAGUAUCGGGAGGCCACGGGAAAACCUGUGUGGCCUGUUGGUCCGCUGUCUCUCUAUGAAGAAGAGCUUGCAGUCAAAGCAGCGCGCGGGCGUGUUUCAUCUGUCGACAACAAGUUCCUCUUCCAAUGGCUAGACAGGCAGAAAGCCGGGUCGGUGGUGCUCGUGAGCUUUGGAAGCAUAGCUCGUAACACAAUGGCGCAGCUCGUGGAGCUGGGCCACGGGCUGGAAGCAACACAUCGACCGUUUGUUUGGGUGGUGAAGGAAGCAGCGGAGAAGAAGAUUCUGGGACUGGAUGAGUGGAUGGAAGAGUUCGAGAAGAGGGUGGAGGGGAGGGGAAUGGUGAUAAAAGGGUGGGCUCCACAGGCAGUGUUGUUGGGGCAUAUAGCUGUCGGGGGAUUCGUGACACACUGUGGGUGGAAUUCGACGUUGGAGGCGGUGGCGGCGGGGGUGGUGAUCGCGACAUGGCCAAAUUAUUAUGACCAGUUUUUGAACGCGCAAUUGGUUGUGGUUGUGCUUAGAAUUGGGGUAGAGAUUGGCGUCAAAGAGCCGAGAUUGUUUGGCGUAGGGGAUGAUGAUGAGGAGGCAGUGAAAGUGAGGAGGGAGGAGGUUGAGAGGGCUGUGGAGAAAUUGAUGGAGGGAGGAGAGGAAGGGGAAGAGAGAAGGAAGAGGGUGAGAGAGCUUGGAAAAAUGGGAAGGAUGGCCUUGGAGGAAGGAGGUUGUUCAUGGAAGGGAUUGCAGAAUGUAAUCAGUUAUGCGUUGGAGCGUAUGUAACAAGAGACAUAAAAUCAUAUUGUCAUGCAAUAACUUACAUCGAGAUGUGCUAAUUUUUUUCUGAAUAUAAUUUUAUCUCAUGAUGUAAAAAAUAUUAUGCAUGGUUCACAUGUUGUCACGACGGUGUAAAUUAUGUCAUAUUAUAGUUAGAUGUGUGGUGUAGAUUACAUCACAUCAUUGUUAGGUGUAUAUUCCAAAAAUAUCAAUAAUUAAGUGGAUAUUAAG